Scaptodrosophila lebanonensis is the source of this 2782-nucleotide messenger RNA. It is a transcript of the gene TRAM, whose product is annotated as translocating chain-associated membrane protein 1-like 1. Lineage: Eukaryota; Metazoa; Arthropoda; Insecta; Diptera; Drosophilidae. Gene Ontology annotation, cellular component: endoplasmic reticulum membrane. The record is from RefSeq and is a predicted model, not a curated record. Bases 958 to 2070 code for a protein of 370 amino acids. The transcript has 2 exons. Gene Ontology annotation, biological process: protein insertion into ER membrane; SRP-dependent cotranslational protein targeting to membrane, translocation.
GUUUUUUAAUGUAUAUGUGUUUUGUGUAUGGGUACCGUUGUUGGUUAAUAUAUGUAUUUGCAGAUAGUGUGAGUGUGACAGGCGGUUGCCGCGAAUAACGAAACGCCACCACCAACACAUUACACGUCAUACGAAGCAUCGUGAACGACACGACGAAGGCAACGACGACGAGUAGGCGCCUACAAUCAACAUAAUAUUGUGGCGCUCGAAUACGUCUGCGUGUGUGUGUGUUGGAGCGAACGCGCAUGACUUACGCCGGCUGUAAGUUGGGGGCUAUGUGUGCAAGUGUAAGCGAGAAGACAAUAUAAACAACAAAGUGAACAAGUGGUAGUGAGCAUUACCGCAACAACAACAACAUUAAUACAUGCCACUAUUUCUGUUGUUUAGCUAUGUUGUUGUUGUGGUUGGAGCCGAGAGUAUUCCAACAUCGUAGAGAGUUGUUGCGUGGCAAUUUUUUGUUGUUGUUAUUGCUAUGUAUGUGUGCUGUUGCUGUUGGCCGCUGGCUAAGCUGAGCUGAGCUGCCUUGGCAUUCAUACGCAGACCAUAUUAACGUGUUUUUUGUUGUUCUUCUUGUUGAAGAAACACAAAACAUUUACAUACACACUUCCAUACAUACGAACACACAUACAGUUACUCGUUCACUCACUUGUACGCGCUGUGUCAGUCAGUCCGUUAGUUGGCCAGUCAGUCACUCACAGGUGAGCAGUAAAAGUAAAAGGCAGCAGCAGCAGGCGGCUGGAGCAGAGCGCAACGCUACGUGGUGUUGUUGGCAGCGGGUUUUAUUGGCUAGGAAAAGGCAGGCUGAGAAAAUCAGAAACCAUCAAAAUCGCGUAUCUAUAACACAUAAAAACAUAAAAACUGUAACUGUGGAGCAUUCAGUGAAAAGCGUUCGCUGAGGAAAUACGUCAUCAAAACGCAUUCAAAUCCUCAACAGCAACAACAACAACAAAAAGUAACAUGGCCAUCAAACCCGGUCUGGGUCGCAAGACAAGCAACAAGAAUCCACCCAUACUCAGCCAUGAGUUCGUUAUACAGAAUCAUGCGGACAUCAUCUCCUGCAUUGCGAUGGUAUUUGUGGUGGGCCUGAUGAACGAGUCGACGGCAUCGUUUGCGAGCGCCUUUAUAUCGCUUCAUCACAAUGUGAGUGGCGAGAAUCCCAGUCGCGAGCUUCCUGCUGGCAAGCCUUAUACCUACGUGGCCGGCAUUAAGGAUUACUGCGCGAUCUUCUUCUAUACGCUGACCUGCAUCAUUAUGCAUGCGAUAAUCCAGGAGUUUGUGCUGGACAAGAUCAGCAAGAAGCUACAUCUCUCCAAAUUCAAACUCACCCGCUUCAAUGAGUCCGGCCAGCUGGUGGCCUUCUAUCUGUUCUCUUUUCUGUGGGGCGCUCAUGUGGCCUUGCGCGAGGGCUAUCUGGGUCAGGUGGCGCUCCUGUGGGAGGGCUUCCCAGAUCAUCCGAUGACCUUCCUGCACAAGUUCUACUUCAUCAUCCAGUUGGCCUAUUACCUGCACAUGUUGCCGGAGCUAUACUUCCAGAAGGUGCGCGCCAAGGAGGAGCAACAGCCCAAGAUUAUUCAUUCCAUUAGCGGCUUCACACUCAUCGUGCUUGCCUACACGUUCAGCUUCCAACGUUUGGCGCUGGUGCUGCUCACCCUGCACUACUUUAGCGAGCUGCUCGCUCAUGUCUUCCAGCUGAUCGGCGUGUUUGAUCGUGAGGAGCGUUUGGCGCGCGCCCGCAUCGUCAACAGCGUGAGUUUCGUGCUGGUGCGCUUCGCCACCUCGGUGAUUGGCGUGCUGACGCUCUACUAUGGCAUCGGUGGUGCUGGUGGCUCCUACAAACUGCGCGCCCUCCUCGCCCUCGCUGGACUGGUUGCGCUGCAGGGCUAUCUGGUCUUCUCUUUCAUCACCGAGGAGCUGCGCGCUAAACGCGAGGCCAAACGCGAGGCCAAGCUGCAGGCGUCGCAAUCCAAAAAGGUGAAAGCACCCAAGGACAAGGUGAAGCGCAAGAAGGAGAGCGACCUGCCCGAGGCCGACCAGACGACGCCCAGUCCCGUUAAGCAGAAGGUGAAGUGAGCCAGCCGUUCACUAAUUCAAGUGGCAGACACAAGACCACAUUUUCCGCACACUUCCACAUGCGACGAGCCGCACAAUUGACAUUAUCUCUCGAGCUCCGGUAGCAGCAAAACAUUACAAAGAAAAGAAAAAAACAGCAACAACAGGAACAGACGCUAUACUGCACAACAGAAAACAUGAAGCUGGAAGAAACAGAAACAAAACACGAAAUCGAACGAAAAACGUCGCUGCAUUUAAACCACUUUUUCUCUGAGUGCAAUCAAAAAAUGCGCCGCAUUCCAAUAUCAUUUUAGAAAGAAUUUUUAGUACACACUGCGAGUUAAAAAGUGUUUGUUUCUUUUUAAGUUUUUUUUUUAUUAUUAAUUUUAUCAUUUUUGUUUUGAUAAAGAACAUUUUUUAUUUUUAUACAUAAAUACAAAAAGAGAAAAACUUAACUGAAAGCGUCGUUUGUUCUCCGUUUUCCAUGUGCGUGGCAAGAAAUUUGUUUAAGCUUAAUGUUUGUUUACACAUACACAUAAUUUAAUAGCAUGUGUUAUUAUUAUUUUUAAUUUUUUUCUUAGUCGUCAACUCUCUCAGAACAUUUUGCAUAACACUUAAGAACAUUUUUACGUCCUAUUUGCAUGUAAAACUAUUUUUUAUACAAAGAAAAAUGAAAAAUGUGCAAAAACUGUAACAAAAGAAUCGCAAAAUAUAUAUUUUGUAUAAAAUCGUA